CCUUGCGAUACUAACAUCCAACCAAAUGUCUGUUACGCCAGCCAUCAGAGCAGCUGCGCGCUCGGCAUACCGUGACCUACUACGAGCUUCAGCUUCUACCUUCCAUGGAGACGAGCCCAUACAAAGAGCAUUCCGACGCAACAUGCGAACAGAAGCAUUAUAUUUGGACAACUCCGCACAAUAUGACGUGAAACUGGUCGAAGAGAAAAUCCGACUUGCCUGUGAGCUUGCGACCAUGCUACGCAGAAAUGUUGUGCAAGCUCGCAGAACACAGACCCAAGACGGAGAUGAUGCUUGGAAGCUUCGGUUCACGAAGGACACUGAACUUGGUGAAAACGAGAGUAUUAAGAAUCCACCUCCCAUGCCUUCCAGCAGACAAGCACGGAGACUAGAGAAGGGCGGGCAAAGGUUUAUCUCAUCAUCAAAAAGUUUGCAGUGGGUCACUAAGCUAACCUAUAGUGUAGAACCUGCUGCUCAGCCUAGCCCCAAUUUGCCGCGCAAUUUUUCCGCUCUCAGGAGGGCUCACAAAGAUCGGGAAAUUCCGGAGUUGCGUGAAGAGGAUAUCGAGGAAUCAUUCGUUAGAGGCAGUGGUCCUGGUGGACAGUCUAUUAAUAAGACUCAGAAUAAUGUUCAACUUCUUCAUAAACCCACUGGUUUUCGUGUAGCAUGUCAGGAAACUCGAUCACUCCAAACAAAUCGCAUGCUCGCCAGACGGUGGCUCCUGCAAAAGCUAGAUAAACUACACAACCCUGGUCUAUCAAAGGGUGAACUACAACGCGCAAAGCAACAGGAAAGAGAACGUCAACGACGGAAGAAGUCGAAGAAGAAGGCGAGCGCAAGAGAAGGAUUGCCUGGAAAGUGAUGAACCCCAGGGCUAGGGUGCGCCAUACAUAUGAUGAAGUGACCGCUGCUAGAUCUGUCCUGGCACUCCCUGGUACUAGGAACUGGGGUUUUAGCAGUUACAUAGAGUGUUGUCGCAACCACCAGUUAACAGGACACAAAGAGAAUACUGCACCGCUGUUGCGACUAAUCAUCGGUCACGGUAUUUGCUGCGACGUUUUAGAUGUUACUACUACUAAGUAUGUCGCAGUACCUUGUCGCGGUCGUCGCGGACACAGUGUCGCAACAUAAGUUCGCAAUGACCACGAUAGAUACCAUGCACAUAGUAUGUCAGUCAACUUGAAAUGUUGGUACUUUUUCGAUAUCACCAACUCAAGCUGGUCUUUUGUUAUCAUGGCUUGAGCGAUUUGUGUCGUCCCGCGUCGAUAUUAAUGCCAUUCAGCAUUCCCUUGAUCCUCGAAAUUAUCCACC
Molecule: messenger RNA, 1311 nt
Organism: Suillus fuscotomentosus
Lineage: Eukaryota; Fungi; Basidiomycota; Agaricomycetes; Boletales; Suillaceae
Product: RF-1 domain-containing protein
Exons: 6
Coding region: 26-862 (278 amino acids)
Biological process (GO): translational termination; mitochondrial respiratory chain complex III assembly
Molecular function (GO): translation release factor activity
Source: RefSeq, a predicted model, not a curated record